This is a messenger RNA of Aspergillus tanneri, 354 nucleotides long. RefSeq lists its product as uncharacterized. Bases 1 to 354 code for a protein of 117 amino acids. The record is from RefSeq and is a predicted model, not a curated record. Lineage: Eukaryota; Fungi; Ascomycota; Eurotiomycetes; Eurotiales; Aspergillaceae. The transcript has a single exon.
AUGAAACUCAAUCUCGGCCUUCUCCUCCUCGCCGCCCAGAAUACCGCAGUCCUCUCUGCAAUCACUACUGCAAUCAACCCCCGCGAGGUCGAGCGUAUCGAUACAGUCGAGAAUGUUGACGUGCUGUUAAGUCCCGAGAAGGGCAAAUGCUGGACCCGGUCUCCGUGGGGCUGCUCGAAAAAAGGCUGGUGUUGGAAGCAAUGUGCAAAUGGAGGACAAUGGUGCUGGGUUGCCCUUGACCAGGGAAAUGGACCUUGGAAGUCCUGCCAAGUUGCAGAGGAUUGCAACCCUGCUAAUGAUCUGAAGAGCGACUGUGGCCAGGGCGGAUGUAAAGCGUGUGGCUGCAGCUGCUGA